CAAUAUAAAAUUGGAAAAGAUUCCCCAUUCCAAGGCAAACCUGUGUGUAAUCGUCGUGUUUUUCGUGCGUGCGUGCAUAGAGUAAUUGGUGUUCACAAAAAACGGAACGGGAAAGUAAGGCAGCGUGUGUAAAAUAGUGUUCCGCUGCGCACACACCCUUGCCCGUUUGCUUCUGGACUGGAGUAACACUGCAAGGGCGAAACCCCGUUGCGCGACCAUUAUUCAUCAUCCGUUCACGCAUCCCACGGUUUGAUAAGGGUGAUCCACAGGAGAAGCUACCAUCCCGACGAGAAUCCAGCAACCCCGCUAGCUAUAUAUUUUGCGAAGCAUAAGUCAUCGGCGCGUUAUCAUCCGCAAACACGACGAGAAACAAACCGAGCGCAGAGGGCGGUUGUGCGCCCGAAAGUGGAAAGUCGUUGCAAUCGCACACACAAACACUCGUCCGCUGUUCGGUUGGAGAAGAACACCAACGGUUUACAAUACAACACCACGGGUGCGCGCUCGGUGUCGUCAUCUCCGUCGUCGAAGACGUCGAGAAAAAGUGUAGCUGGACGUACGGAACCAAACCCCGCCACACAUAGCCACACGGCGAGUCUCUGUGAUCACGAUUUUGGCCGUGUUUUUCCAGCCUACUACGUUCGUUGCUUACGAGUAGAUCGAGGAAGGAAACACAGCGGCGCAACAGCAUCAAAACCACCCCCUCAUUCCGACACAAGAGGGUAGUUGCAAUCGUUGGGAAAAUAACCAUUGUCCUAGUUCCUGUCCUCGGGAACUCUGGAGCAUUUAGAAUAAAAUUGUAACCCUCCCAAGUUGCGUGAGUGUGUGUGUGUGCGUGCGUGUCUGUUAAAUAAUCUCCCACGGCAUCGUUGUGUGGCAAAAAGUAAAUCGAAUAAUCGGCAUUGAAGAUAGUGAUGAAGUGUGAUACGGUGUAAGGGUGUGUGCUGCGCUAGAAGUUUAGUCAGUGCGCGCGGCUAGGGUUUAAUAAUUGACUCGCGUGAAGAGCAGCGCGCGUGCGAGUGUGUGUAGGUGUACGAGGGUGCAAGUGCGUUGGUGUGCGUGUAUAAGGGUGAGUGUGUGCGUUCGCAUCCGCUCGCGCGGAUAUAGUACACACAGGUCGGCACUGCUGCAUCCUAUUGGAGGGUGGCAAGUGCACCCGAAAACCCCCUCCUGAGUGAGACUGAGAGUUUAUGCUGGGGCAAUAUAUAGUAGAGAAACCGACGAUCACUAGAUUAGCGCCAUUACGCGCAUUUUGAGGGUGAGCUCCCCCUUUUCUUUGCUGUUAAGCACACAUACGCAAGCUAAGGGUGUGUACAGUGCGUGUGUCGCUGUUUUUUGUCUGUUUCAUUCCAUCUCACUCGCGAAUAGUGGAGUUCGUGGAGGCAAUUGAGAGCAGCAACGGUUUAAUUGAUCCGCGCACCGAGGGGGGAACCUAACGUGAUCAGCUCGUUUGCUUACUAAGCCCUGUGUGUGAGUGCGUGCGUGCUUAAGUUGAUCAUCAUCUUCUUCGUCAUCAACCCCUGUCAGGUUACCCUGGAGAGCAUCGUAGCAAAGCAAACAUCAUCUAAGCAAGGUGAAAGAGGGUGAUUACACAGUGUGUGGGAGCGAGAAAAAGCAAGUGAAAAGUGAGAAAGAUAUUGUACUGGGCAGGAACGAGCAGGUAGAUCGGGGUUUAAGCUGUGAGUGACGGCAAGAGCGUGCGAAUAUCGAUCGACAGGCACAGCACAACGCGAGUUAAGUCAUACAAUGAAUGAAAUCGAAGCACUGCGCCAAGAGGCGGAAACGAUGAAGAAUGCGAUCCGGGACGCAAGGAAAGCGGUCUGCGAUACUUCCAUCCUGCAGGCCACCGCACAGUUGGAAGCGGUUGGCAGGAUUCAGCUCCGUACGAGACGUACCCUGCGGGGACAUUUAGCGAAGAUCUACGCCAUGCACUGGGGGAACGAUUCGAGGUAUCUAGUGUCGGCCUCCCAGGACGGGAAGUUGAUCGUGUGGGACUCACACACCACCAACAAGGUGCACGCGAUCCCGCUCCGUUCGUCCUGGGUGAUGACGUGCGCGUAUGCACCGUCGGGCAACUUUGUCGCCUGCGGCGGUCUGGACAACAUCUGCUCGAUCUACAACCUGAAGACGCGCGAGGGAAACGUACGCAUCGCAAGGGAGCUGGGUGGACAUACGGGAUAUCUGUCGUGCUGUCGGUUCCUGGACGAUAACCAGAUCGUGACGAGUUCGGGCGAUAUGUCCUGUGCGCUUUGGGACAUUGAGACGGGUCAGCAGUCGACAUCAUUCCAGGGUCAUACGGGCGACGUGAUGGCGCUGUCGUUGGCACCGCAGGGUAAAACGUUCGUGUCCGGUGCGUGCGAUGCGAAGGCGAAACUGUGGGACAUUCGGGAGGGCCAGUGCAAGCAGACAUUCCCGGGACACGAGAGCGAUAUCAAUGCGGUAGCAUUCUUCCCGAAUGGAUUUGCGUUUGCGACCGGUUCGGAUGAUGCCACCUGUCGGCUGUUCGAUAUCCGGGCCGACCAGGAGCUGGCGAUGUACUCGCACGACAACAUCAUCUGCGGUAUCACGUCCGUGGCGUUCUCAAAGUCGGGUCGGUUGUUGUUGGCAGGGUACGAUGACUUCAAUUGUAAUGUGUGGGACACUAUGAAGGCGGAACGGGCCGGCAUCCUGGCCGGGCACGAUAACCGAGUGUCCUGCUUAGGGGUGACAGAGAAUGGAAUGGCCGUGGCGACCGGCUCCUGGGACUCGUUCUUGCGCGUGUGGAACUAAUCGUGGCACUGUCGCGUUCAAGAAGAAAGCAUGCGUUGUCUCUACUGAUCAGACCAAGAGAUCGCACACAGGGGGGUUGUCAUCGUUGCGGCAAAAACCGUUCGUUAACACGUUCAGCGCCGUGUCAAAAAUCGCAAUAGUUACCGUGAGGCAGCUGUCAAAGCUUACUUGGCUUUUUGUGUAGCACAUCACCCAUUUUUGGGUGAUACGCCCAGGCGGUAACCAUUGGCAGCACCCAAAUAUGGGUGAUGCGGCGCUGAACGUGUUAAAAGCUUACUUUUCAUAUUUUUUAUUACCAUUCCCUUCCUGUUCAUAUCCGUUGUACGAUAUAAUUUUGUUUAAGGAUUACACCGUUAGCUGCUGACUUUUAAUAGAAACCCGCAAGAGAGUUGCAAUCAGCGGCUUCGUUAUUCACGGUGUGUAUUGAUUACACUACUCAACAAAAACAGCAGCACACACUGUACACCGUAUGGGUAGUGCUAGCGAACGACAGAGGGCGCCACCAAGCAACGCAUACACAAAAGGGGAAAUUUCAAAUCGAAAAGUACGCUGAUAAACCGAUCCAAACGAUACGGUUUCAGGAAGGGAAAAAUAGUUUCUGCAUUAAGUUUCCAGAUAAAACCCGCGUGCACUUGCAGGUGUUUUAGUGGUUCGUAAAUAAUGGAACGGGCAAGAGGGGAUGCACAACACAAAACCUGUUAACUUUACCGCGCGAAAUGGUGGGGUUGUUUUUAAAUUGGAAAGAGUAAGCUGUAUUUUUUAUGCAAUUUGCGUACACCUGUAUUAUCCCAUCUUGAUGUUUAUUUUCUUUUUUUUUCGUUUCGUUCGACUCCCAUUUUCGCUGAAGCUUUCGAACGAUGGGGAGGUCGCGAAUGUCUCACGUUAACACGUUAAUGAGCGUAUUGUGAAUUAGCAAGGAGAAAAAAAAACCCUAAUGAGAAAAACGCAUCCUAAGUACGUGUACGGCGUUGUGUUUUUAGGUUUAGUAUUUAAGUUUUAUUCAUUUGGCCUUUUGGGGGCUUCAGUUCAUGUUGCAUCGGGAGGGGAACCGCGCAUGUAUUCCAUAAAAGUUGUCUUCCCGGACAUGCGAAGGUAAAGAAGCGGCGAGCAGAAGGCACACAGAGAGGUAGAGCUCAGCCCGGCUUACGAACAUCGAUUGGCAUAGACUAUUAUUAUAAUUAUUAUACUAAAGAAUCAAAUCUUUGUUAAUCCUAGGAUGUGUAGUAAUGAAUGCGCAGAGUUUGUGGCAACUAAAAAGGUAUAUUUAUGACAUGCAAAAGUAUCGGGUGAAAACAGAUAUGCAAAUUUAAAAAAACAUAUAAAAGUACACAAAAUAAUGUAGGAUCUCCAGGAAUGGAUGGGACGAACGUUGAGUUCAAAUAAAUUGGUUCAAAACGAAAGAUAAUGCAGAACGUAAAUAGAAACACCCUAAGCAAACUGUUUACAAUACUUUUUUUUGACAAUAGUAAUGAUUCAGGUUAGUUAAAACCGAGUUGGUCCACAAAUCCCAGCAGGCGUACCCAACGUACAGCAAUAAUUGAAUACAGUAGUAGUGAUGGACGUUACUUCUCCACAAGUACAGGGGUAGUCGGCAGUAGUAGCAGGGAACAAAUUGGAAACAAUGGAAGUUGCAUAUACACCUAGUAGCCGAUCCCGAAGCAAAGAAAGCCGACCAAGAAAUGCCCGGCCAGAUAGAAUGGACGCACACAAAACACUGUGUUGUAUGUUGUUUUAAGUAGUUUACCAACCAUAAGCCCAUCUUGCACUAGCCAAAUUCCAUAUUCAAGAUGGUGUGUCAUCGUGUCGUUAGGAACCGUAUUGUAAUGAAUGGGUUGCUGUUUAAGCUAAAUUGCGGAUUUCUUGUUACGUGCAAAUCGUCUAAAUUCAUGAAUAAAGUCUCAUAUGUGUAUAUCUA
Anopheles moucheti is the source of this 4681-nucleotide messenger RNA. Its product is annotated as guanine nucleotide-binding protein subunit beta-1-like. The record is from RefSeq and is a predicted model, not a curated record. Gene Ontology annotation, molecular function: signaling receptor complex adaptor activity; protein binding. Gene Ontology annotation, cellular component: cytoplasm; heterotrimeric G-protein complex. Gene Ontology annotation, biological process: G protein-coupled receptor signaling pathway. Bases 1744 to 2766 code for a protein of 340 amino acids. Lineage: Eukaryota; Metazoa; Arthropoda; Insecta; Diptera; Culicidae. The transcript is spliced from 3 exons.